Messenger RNA from Jaminaea rosea, 1310 nucleotides. Its product is annotated as Actin/actin-like protein. The record is from RefSeq and is a predicted model, not a curated record. Gene Ontology annotation, cellular component: actin cortical patch; Arp2/3 protein complex. Gene Ontology annotation, molecular function: actin filament binding. Bases 62 to 1243 code for a protein of 393 amino acids. NCBI's taxonomy places the organism in Eukaryota, Fungi, Basidiomycota, Exobasidiomycetes, Microstromatales. The transcript is spliced from 4 exons. Gene Ontology annotation, biological process: Arp2/3 complex-mediated actin nucleation.
AUCUAUCCCAUCCUCACCUUACCUCACUGCUCCAUCUCACCUCCUUUGCCCGCUCAACACCAUGGCAGACGAUCGCCCAGUGGUAGUAGACAAUGGCACUGGUUUCGUCAAAGUGGGUUAUGCGGGGUCCAACUUUCCCGAACACGUCUUUGCCAGCAUAGUCGGUCGUCCCCUCCUUCGAAUGGAGGAGAAGGAUGCCGGGUCCCUAGCUACGCAGAUCAAGGACAUCAUGGUCGGAGAUGAGGCAGAGCAGCUGCGCAACUACUUGCAGAUCAACCAACCGAUGGAACAUGGAGUGGUCAAGGACUUUGGCGACAUGAGGCAUGUGUGGAAUUAUACGUUUGAUGAGAAGUUGAAGAUUGAUCCGAGGGGAAGGAAGAUUCUGCUGACGGAACCGCCGAUGAACCCAAAGAGGAAUCGAGAGGAGAUGGCCCAGAUCAUGUUCGAGGAGUACGGAUUCGAGGGCGUCUACGUCGCUAUUCAAGCGGUCCUCACGCUCUACGCUCAGGGUCUGCAGACGGGAGUGGUCGUCGACUCAGGCGAUGGUGUCACGCACGUUGUCCCCGUCUACGAAGGCUUCGCCCUCCCUCACCUGACCAAGCGUCUUGACGUUGCCGGACGAGACGUGACGCGCUACCUGAUCAAGCUCCUCCUACUCCGCGGUUACGCCUUCAAUCGCACCGCCGAUUUCGAGACCGUCCGCAAACUCAAGGAGAAGGUCUGCUUCACCAGCUACGAUCUGGCCUUGGACAAGAAGCUCGCCGAGGAGACGACUACCCUCGUUGAGAGCUACACGCUGCCGGACGGGCGAGUAAUCAAGGUCGGAUCUGAGCGCUUCGAGGCCCCAGAAUGCAUGUUCCAGCCCCACUUGGUCGACGUCGAGCAACCAGGCGUCGCCGAGCUUCUCUUCAACACCAUUCAAUCAGCAGCAGUAGAUGUCCGCACAGAGCUCUACAAGCACAUCGUCCUGUCUGGCGGCUCGUCCAUGUAUCCCGGCCUGCCCAGUCGCCUGGAGAAGGAGAUGAAACAGCUUUACCUCUCAAAGGUACUGCAAGGGGAUGGUAGCAGGUUGAAGAACUUCAAGUUGAGGGUAGAAGACCCGCCGAGGAGGAAGCACAUGGUCUUCCUGGGUGGCGCUGUGCUUGCUGAUAUCAUGAAGUCGAGGGAGAGCUUCUGGGUCAGCAGGAGCGAGUGGUACGAACAGGGAGCGGCGUCGAUGGACAAGCUGGGAAGGCAUGCGUAGCGCGGUGGCGCUGUCACGAGAGACGGCUUGCAUUGAGCAAUUACGAUGACAUUACAACGAGAAUGAG